This is a messenger RNA of Caenorhabditis auriculariae, 2497 nucleotides long. Lineage: Eukaryota; Metazoa; Nematoda; Chromadorea; Rhabditida; Rhabditidae. The record is from the annotation of a GenBank genome assembly.
AUGCAACAGUUUUCUCUUGCCUACCACUCGAUAUACGUCCGAAAUUGGCGUGUCCUCGGCGCCAUCUGGGUCCUGUGUGCUCUUUCGACAAGUUUGUUCUUUCAUUCAUUUUCUCAAUAUUCAAAAUUGGAUUCCAAUCUGAUAGAGCAUGAUUAUCUGAAAAUCAGAACGCGUGACCAGAACAGUUGUAAAGAACAGCCGUAAAACCGGGACCACUCCGAAUUCCCGUUGUUUUGCCAUAGAAAAUCAUUAUUUUUUUUCUCAUAAGAAGUUUUCGAGCAGAAGCUUUGAAAAUUUCAUUCUGAAGUUAAAAAAAAAUCGAAACAUGCAUUUUUGGCAUUACGUCAUUUCUCGGUUCCAGAAUAGAUGAAAUAUCAAAGAUCAGUCUGUAUUGAAUAAACGAAAUUCCAGCUGUGCUCCAAACUCUCGUACUCAUUCAUCCGGCGUGGAUCGGUAACGAUGAAGGCGGCUAUUUUGGGCUUUACGAUUAUUGUGGCACAAAUGAAUGCUCGUGGAGUCCGUUCAGGUGAAAAAUUAUCAUUUUUGAUUCGGAAAGGAGCAGAGUGGAUUGAAGAAAAAGAGUUCGGCCACCUUGGAAAUUAAAAUCAGGAAAAAAAAAAUGAAUUCUCGAAAAAAAACAUUAACAUAGAUAUUUUGACAUUUUCAGUCAGGUACGAUCGUAAGGUUUCGAAAAGCCUCGAUGGGUUUUCGAAAAAUCUAGAUUUAGAGUUUGAUUCUCAAGUAGAUACCUGACGAAUGAGUGGUAUGAAAAAAAAACCAGGAAAAUUUCGAACGGCGACUUUUCCGAUUUUUUCAUAUCGCUAGGGAACUUUCCGACUUUUUUUUCCUUAUGUUUUUCGGUUUUUAAAACAUCUAUUCAUCUCUGUUCCAAAUUUAUACUGUUUUCGUCUUUAUUUGUGUUUUAAUUAUGAAUCAACUUCCUAUUUUAUAUACGAAAAUUUAAAACGUAAAGUUUAUCGAGAAAAAAAAAUCGGAGACUUCGCAGUCGAAAAGUUACCUAGCGAUAUGAAAAAUCGGGAGUCGCCGUUCAAAAUUUCGCUGGUUUUUAUUACAUACCGGCGUUGGAUUGUGCGGAAAAAACUUUUCUCCACUGCGGUGAUCACUCCUACAAUCAACGUUUCAGGGUCCGGCCGUUGAGUUUUUCCUUCGAAUUAUCCGCUUUCAUGGUUCUUUCAGCAACGGUUCUCAGCGUUCUAGCUGUAUUCUCAAUUUUGGUAUGAUUUCUUUCAAUCAAUAAAACUUUUUUUCUCCUUUUUCAGCUUCUCGUACUACUUCGUGACCGUUACGUAUUUUUAUUAUGCUCUUGGAUGCAUUUAUUUUCAUGUGAGAAUCAUUUUCCAUAGAUUAAAAGAAAAGAAAAAAAGAGAUUUCAGUUAUGGCUAUGCUUGGCGGCUGUGUUGUUUAUCCCAACGGUUGGGAAAAUCCGCGAGUUCGGGAAAUUUGCGAGUCGAAAAAGUGAUUUUUUUUUUAUUAAUUCUCCUUCCCAUUCAUUUGCAAAAGAAAUUUUGCCUGUUUCGUAGUUGUUGUGUCGAAGGAGGGACAGUUUCAAUAAGCGCAAAACGUAUCCUUCUGGCGAAUAUUUUUCAAAGGUGUUCAAUUAUUUUUUUCCUUUUUUUGAAAUCUCGAAAAUUUGUAAAUCACAAUUUAAUUUUUAAAUUUGGUUUUUUUAGCUGUAUUUUUAAUCUCUUAAUUUAUAAGCUUUUUUUGCGAAACAAAAAACUCAUCAAAAUUGUCCUGAUUGGAUAAUUCAAGGUAAACUUUUUGACUUUAAGAUUUCUAAACUAAUUAUUUGUCUAAUGCAUGCGACGGAAAAUUUUUCGGCGUCCAUUUUUUUUUAAAUUUCGUACCAUCAGAAAGAACUUUUCAGGUACAACUUGGGUCUUUGCCAGCUUCGUUGGCCGUACUUGUUGGCGUUCGUUCUCAUUUUUGACCAGCUGACUCUUUCGAUGCUAGGCUUCGUACUGGCGUGCAAGCAGCCGCCCAAAAUCCCAGAGUUCCAUUCGCUGACAGGUCGCUUUUCAAUUGACAUUUUGGCUCGAAACCGUCCGUUUUCGGGCGAGUGUUGAGGAGACACGUCCAAGUUUAUGCGGUCUUUUGUUUGUGGUCACGCUCUUUUGCUCUGUGUUCUACUUCUGUCGCUUCCGCAUUAAGGUCGUGUCCAAUUCAAAAGCCUAGAGGCGGCAAAAACGCUUCUCGGCGGGUGACUAAUUACUUCAGUUUGAAAAGACCGAUUUUUCCUUGAAUUAUUUUUUUUUGUUAGGUAAGAUUCAAAUAAACAUUCGACAAAAAAGAUGAGUCUACACAAAAAAAUGUGUAUUCAAUUACUUCAAAAACUACAUAAAUCUCGAUAAAUCUCUUCAAAAACAUUUUUCAGGAACCACAGGAGGGCUCACGAACAGUUCCAUUCAUCCAGUUCCACGGCCAAGAAAGCUAUCAAUGCAAGAAUCUUAUUAUUCACACAGCGGCUCCAGAUUAG